This is a messenger RNA of Periconia digitata, 1638 nucleotides long. Lineage: Eukaryota; Fungi; Ascomycota; Dothideomycetes; Pleosporales; Periconiaceae. The record is from the annotation of a GenBank genome assembly.
UACCUUUUCUCGCAGCUUUCGCUUCUCAAUCCCCAAGCUUCGCGGUUUGCGCCUUCCCUUACACUCGUUUGUCACGGUCCCGUGACCUUUCAUCUAAUAAUGGCGCCCGUGAUAGCACAGAAGGCUUCAUGGCUCACAUGGCUGGUUGUGGGCCUCUCGGCAACAGCCCAGGCUCAAUUCUCCAGUGGAACGCGAACAAGCAGUUCUGCUUUUUGGACCGUUACUUCCCGCGUCGUGAAGUCGACUUCCACCUAUGGCUACACCUACACAUAUAUGACCUCCACCGAGACCGAUCUGUAUCGUACCACUGUCCUGCGCGAGGUCAAGUCAGGCGUCACACCCACCGCGACCCCCAUGUCGACCUCAUCCGGCUACGGUUCAUACUACGACGAUGUCGACGAAGUAUAUGCCAUUUAUGAAGCUGGUGCCGUGGCGGAAUCGGAUUUGGAGCCCGAUACCACGUCGUACUACACAUACACGCGAUCAUCAUCAUACAAGGACAUCACUUACAUUAUGCCCGUCACAUAUACUCAACCAGCAUCUUGCUCCUCUACCUCUUUUUCCGUCACCGGCGACAUCACGGCAUAUAUUCCAUCCAUCGUACAAGACCAGAUCACCCCAACAUCCAAAAUAACCACUAGAUCGACCGCAUACUACCUCUCUAGCACGUAUGAUGUCGAAACUUGGUUCUUGUCCGCCGGUGCCGCUCCGAGCACGAGCAAUUACUACUACAGCUCUUACGUCGCCGAGUGUUCCGCGCCACCACUCUCAAAAUGGCGCAGUGGCACUGGAAGUAGCGGUGGAGGCAGCUCCAGCUCCGACGAUGACAGUGGUCUCGAAUGGUGUAGCUGGUAUGGAUACUGCACGGGCAUCAAAAUCUGGAUCAUCAUCAUCGCAUCCAUCAUCCCCGGGCUCUUCGUCCUCGGCUUCAUCGAAAGUUACAUCUGGUUCCGGCGUCUCAUGCUCGGCAAAGGCGCUCUCCGCGGCGGCACCGUCUGCUGGGCCAUGAUCACCCUCAUCGUCCUCUGCUUCACCCGCUCCCAAAGCCGCCGCAGCGCAGAAGACCAGAAGCUCCUCCGCGAGAACUGGAACAAGACCAGCACCGGCCAAGCUCUCAAGCUCUGGUUCAAAUGGGGCUUCAAGCACCGCUACCCCGUCCCCCUUCUGGGCCAGUACUCGCGCAACACCGUCGGCAUCGUCCCAGAAGGCCAACCUCUCCCGCAAAUGGGCCAGUCAAACGUCGCAUACCCCGGCUUCCAACCCCAACCUGGAACCGGCCCUCAGCAGCCUCCCAACAUCAUCUACCACAACGGCCAGCCGUACUACUCGGGUGUGCCCCCAGGCUGGGUUCCUCCCCCCAACGCCGCAGAAGGCCAACACAUCCCUGCACCGGGAACUGCAUAUAUCCCCCCGCAGCACUACAGCGAGGCUUUCGCUCCCCAGGCCGCUGAUACAAAAGACCGCUCCGCGUUCUCCGUGAGCCCCGUACAGAACCCAGCUGUCGCUCAUCCCCCUCCUCCCCAACCGGGACACGUGGAGGCGCCUACGCCAGAGUCGCAUUCGAUGAUGUCCGGAGGUGCUGUUUCUCCCGUAUCUUCCGCGCCGCCGCCCGGUCCUCCGCCCGCUAAACCUACUUAA